AUGGACUCCGCUUCCGAUCCCAGCUCGAGGCUCCCACCGCAGCAACAGCCCCUGUCUGCAGCACAGACCGCACCCAGCUCGAGCAUCCCGAUGGUCAACGAGGCUCUGAGAGCGCAGCCGUCCUCGCUGUCCACACCGAGGUCAAAGAAGCACCGCGCCAAACAGCGUCACCAACGCAAGCAGCACGCUCCUUCGAGCGCGCUCAAGUCGUCGUCCGGCAUCGACGUCGCAGGCCCCAAACAAACCGAAGAACUGGGCGAGAGUAAGCCAGUCUCGAAUGAAGAGAAGAUGGCCAGCAGCGACGUCGAGUCACAAGCCGCCGGUGCCGAGCCGCCUCCACCGGUGCACGUCGACGCACGACGACUACAGAACACGGACGAAGAGAGCACGUCUGCGAAUCGAUCCCCGCCCUUCAGGCCGGUGGCCGUGGCCGCAGGGUGGCACACGCCCCUCAUGCAAGCGCGUCGCCUGCUUCAUGGCGCCCUGGGAGGGAGCGUCGAGCAGGAGGCCACCGAGUGUGUUGCAGGGAGGCGUGACAGUAAGCAUCCGGGUGAUCUUGGGACGGAGAUCGCCAGCACAGGCCGCCGGAAGUCCUCCGUUCGAUUUGGAAGCACCACGAUCCGGGAGAUCUCGCCGCACACCGAGACACUCGUCGACAGCACCAAGUUCGUCAUUGCCCUGAUCACCCUGGCGGUAACGGUCGCAAUUACCGGCACGGCAAUCUUCCUAUUCUUCGCUGGCGAAAAGCCAUACGGCAGUAAUUUAGGGAUAUGCUCUAGUGACACCUGCAGACGUGCUGUGCUUGACAUGCACCUGCUGAUCGACAACAGCAGAAACCCGUGCCACGACUUUCACGGUCACGUCUGCCAUCGCUGGCAGCAGAAGGCAACUGCUGCUGACGUAGGCCUCGUCAGUUUUCUUCGCAACAGUACGCGCCAUCUCCUGGAACACAUUAACACCAGUCUGAGCAUCUCGGACGCGGCAGUUUCAGACGACUUCUACAGCCUGGCCAAGUUUUACAGGUCCUGCGAGCGCUUCGUGAGCACGCCCACCUUGUCCAUGAGCGACGUCCUGCGGCCAUUCCAGAAGUACGGCGACGAGGUUCUCAAUCUGUCCACUUUCCCAGAUGUUGUGAGGCACAUCGUGGUACUGUCGCUGGCUCAUGGGAUUCACACCGUGCUCGACAUACGCCUGAGCAAGUUUCCCGACGGCGUGUUCCUGCGCAUCUUGCGCGGCCAGACGUUGGCGCAGAAGAUGGACGCGCAACUCGUUCUGCCCCCGAAGGACUACCUGGAGGAACUACUACACGAGCUCUCAACCAUUCGAGACCGCGUGUUUAACCUGACUGACAUCCUCGACAAUGAGCGCACGCUGAGUAGUAUCAUGGGGCAGGCUGGCCAGGAGCAAAGAAAGAGCGUGGCCGUUUUCGAGCACCUGGCUGUAGACGUGCAUCAAUCCGAAUGGCUCGACGCUCUAAAUGCGCACCUACCUGACGAGCGAAAGGUGAGCAGCCACUCCGUAAUAUCUGUAGACCGCAUCGACUUGAUCCGGCGUUUGUUCGACUUCUUCAAAGGUCUUGUCGACUACGGCGUGGUCUAUUUGUACAUCCAGAUUCUAGUCGACGCGCUCCGGUUUGAUUAUCUGCGCCGAGCGAAUGGCAGUGACUCCGAACGCAUCGUGUCGUCUUGCCUUCAUGCGACCCGACUCGUGAUACGGAAUGCGAGGUACCUCAUUGUGAGCCGUCUCUUCCCGGAAAAGAGCGCGAACACCACCAUUCUUCCGGUGUUCUCAGGGGUACUCAGGGCCAUCUCCGGUGGUAACAGGUUCGCAUGGAUGAGCGAUUUCAUGAGGGAAGAGGCCCAAAGGACGCUCCACGAAGCCAGGCUACACCAGUUCCCCACCUACGCCAAGGAAGAAGAUCCCAUUCUCGAAGACCAAUACCUGGACGAGGCCUCCCUGGUCAACGCGUUUCCGCGCAUCUUUAUUCGCCUCAAGAAACAGCAGCAGUGGAGCCAACUGAAAUAUCCUCCGGCGGUGCGCGAGGCCGAGAUGGACGACGCCUUCCUCUCGGGCAGCAACGUGCUUCACGACGCCCUCUCCGACAGUGUCGUUGUGCCAGCGUCCCUGCGUCAUGAGCCCGUCUUCUAUGACGGCGACGUCCCGCCCGAGUUUGCCAUGGGCAGCCUAGGCGUACUGCUGGCCAGAGCCCUUUUGUAUGCUGUGGUGCCGUCCAACUCUACAGGCCUGUGGUCGACGGAAGAAAAGCUUGCCCUGCUCCGCUACGAGCAGUGCAUGGACGAGAAGGCACGUUCGGCGUUCAACGUGAGCCUCCACAGGCGCGACCACGAGCCUACCGCGAUCUACGUCUUGGCUCAGAGUGCUCGCACCGCGUACGACGCUCUUGCGACGGCGUACAAAGAGCGACAGCCGACCACCGAUUGGGACAGCUACUGGAACACCGCCCAGAAGACGUUCUUCAGGCGCUUCUGCCUUCUCUCCUGCGGCGUGGAAAGCCAGCUGCAGCGUCUCGCGUCGAAGAUCUUCUGCUUCCUUCCGCUGCUCAACAUGGAGGAAUUUGCGAAGGCCUUUAGUUGCCGGAACCCGCCAUCACUGUACAGCGGAGCCUAUUGUGUUCUGUGAAUAAUGCGUGUUACAUGAGCCCUUGGGUUUUAGGAA
This is a messenger RNA of Dermacentor silvarum, 2676 nucleotides long. RefSeq lists its product as uncharacterized. The record is from RefSeq and is a predicted model, not a curated record. Gene Ontology annotation, molecular function: metalloendopeptidase activity. Lineage: Eukaryota; Metazoa; Arthropoda; Arachnida; Ixodida; Ixodidae. The coding region runs from base 1 to 2640 and encodes 879 amino acids. The transcript is spliced from 4 exons. Gene Ontology annotation, biological process: protein processing. Gene Ontology annotation, cellular component: plasma membrane.